Molecule: messenger RNA, 2247 nt
Organism: Microdochium trichocladiopsis
Lineage: Eukaryota; Fungi; Ascomycota; Sordariomycetes; Xylariales; Microdochiaceae
Exons: 2
Coding region: 419-1852 (477 amino acids)
Molecular function (GO): glutamine synthetase activity
Source: RefSeq, a predicted model, not a curated record
GUGCGCACGACCGAUCGACCUCACCCGUCGACCCAAGACCCCUCUGGAACAAAAUGACAGCUCGAGGACGCAGUUAGUGCCAGGCACGCUCCUGAUAGCGGGGGAGGCCGGCCCACCCCGGCUGCGGAUUGGCUCCCGCCUAUCGUGAUGACGUCUCAGCCCAAGCAAGCCCCUGCCCGGCCCUCCAACAGGGAACCAUCGCCAGCCGCGGGGCUGGCUGUCGUCUCUCUCUCGUCGACGAUAACGUCGCCCGUCCUUCCCGCGGUCCCUACGUCCAUUGUGCUCCCCCACCAGGCCGAUAAGAUCCGCCCCAGCCCCAAACGCAGUGCUUGCUUGCCUGCCCGUCUCUCUUGCUCUCAAGACAUUGCUCCCCACGUCUCGAUCUCGAUCUAGUUGUCGGCAUCACCACCAGUCCAAGAUGGCGCCUCCUACAGAAGUCACGGUCGAGAACCUGGCAGAGAUCCUCAAGGAUGACGCCGGAGUCAAGCUCGCAGGCAUUGAUGUCGACGGCCAGCUGCGCGGCAAGCUCGUCUCCAAGAAGAAGUUCCUCUCCAUCGCAAAGUCGGGCUUUGGCUUCUGCUCCGUCGUCUUUGGCUGGGACCAGCAUGACAUGACCUACUUCCGCGAGCUCACCAUCAGCAACAAGGAGAACGGCUACCGCGACCUCCUCGCCAUCCCAGACCUCUCCUCCUUCCGCAGGAUACCCUGGGAGGACAACGUCCCCUUCUUCCUCGUUAGCUUCUACGACCCCGACACAAAUGAGCCUCUGUGCGCCUGCCCGCGCGGGCUGCUCAAGGUCCAGCUCGAGAAGCUCAAGAGCCAGGGCUAUGAUGCCAUGGCUGGAGCCGAGUUCGAGUUCUUCCAGUUCAAGACACCGCAAGCAGAGUCACCCACCGUGUUCCUUCGUGACAACCCGGCCCAGUCCCUCCCACCGCUCACCGAGGGCAUGUUCGGCUACAGCGUGACCCGCCCGUUCCAGAACAAGGAGUACUACUACGACAUCUUCGACUCGUGCGCCAAGUUCAAGUGCGAUAUUGAGGGCUGGCACACAGAAAGCGGACCGGGCGUCUACGAGGCUGCGCUCGAAUUUGGCCAAAUUGCCGAGAUGGCGGAUCGCGCGACACUUUUCAAAUACGCCGUCAAGUGCGUCGCUGCCAAGUAUGACAUUAUCCCCUGCUUCAUGGCGAAGCCCAAACAGGGCCUGCCUGGCAACAGCGGGCACACUCACGUCUCAGUCGUGGACAAGGACGGCAAGAAUCUGUUUGCAAGGGACACCAAGGACCCCGACGCCAAGUACCCCGACAUCGAAUACCUCAGCGACCUCGGUCGGCACUUCCUCGCAGGCCUCCUGGAGGGCUUGCCCGACGUCAUGCCACUGCUCGCACCCAAUGUCAACAGCUACAAGCGCCUCGUUGAGAACUUCUGGGCGCCAGUCACGGUCUCAUGGGGUCUCGAGCACCGGGCGGCGUCGAUUCGGAUCAUUGCUCCACCCACGUCGAAGCCCGGCGCCACUCGAUUCGAGGUCAGAGUGCCGGGAGCCGACACCAACUCGUCCUUUAUCAUGGCCGCCAUCCUGGGGCUCGGCUGGCGUGGUGUAGAGAAGAAGCUCGAGAUCCCCAUCCCGCCGCUGGGCAAGGGUGAGGAUGUCGGUGGUGCGAGCGAUGGCGGAGAGCGCCUGGCUAGGAACCUUCGGGACGCCACGGCGCGCUUCAUGCGCAAGGACAGCAUCGCGCGCGAGGUCUUUGGGGACGCCUUUGUCGACCACUACGGUGGCACCAGGGAGCACGAGAUCCGGCUAUGGGACGAGGCCGUGACGGACUGGGAGCUCAAGCGCUACAUUGAGACUGCGUAAGAGGAUUGGACUGAGUGUUUGUCUUCUCUGCGAGACUUGUCCUCGGUGCCUGUGGAUUUGCCGAAGAUUCAAGAGGCCAUGACUUUGUUUCUUUCCGUCGUCGCAGCGUAAUCGAAUUAGGCUUACUUGCCAUCUGUCAUGAUUCCAAAGAUAUAUCAGCGGCGCGAUUGGCACCAGUAGAAUCACACACGAGUUGUCUGCAAUAAGCGAGCCUGACUUACUUCUGCGUCCAAAUGGCUAAAGCAUGCGGCUUGUGACUUGUGUGUGCAGGUGGCCUGUCACCCUCGCGAGGUUCAUAUUAGUAGACAGCCAGACCCACAACAUGACCAUGACGUUGUUGAUCAGACGUGCCUCUCGAGCAAUAGACAUCUACACGUUCCAGGAAGACCAACUCU